AAUGGCGUCUUGUUUACGCGGACUCAGCGCAGAAGGGCUCAUUUUUGAUGAGAAUAUGAAUUUAGAGAAGUCGUUACUGAACUGAAAAUGCUGCGUUUUUUUUUAAACUGAGGAUACUGGUGUUUCUCGGCUGCAGAUUAUUUCAUAAUCUGAAAGUUUUGUUUGGUAGAAUCCGAUUGGGGAAACGGUUGCCAUGGAGAAGCGUCGCCUGUUGGCGCACAAACGCCGCGCGCACUCGUACUAGACAUGGCGAAUUGCUUUUUCUACAAAAUCAAAACAACCUGUACUUUUUAAACCAUUUUUAUAAAACACCAAGUACUUUAACAACAGAUCGUAUUUUUUGGGUGCUUAAAGGCUCUCCGUUUGAAAUUAAAUAAAUUUAGACUAAUCGGAUGGCUUCACGUUACCAACGACCUCUUCGUUUGCAACACAGAAAUGCUCCUUCGUUUUUGCAUCAGCAAUUACUUUUAACCUUUAUAAAAUGUUGAAAUUACGGAUAGUUCAGAAAAGUUUGGAAACACAGUGGUGCGUGAGCUGGAGAAAGUUCUGGAGAAAAAAUGUCUGAAAUGAGCCUUUUCGGAGAGUCUGAUUUUGCUGUAGCACAGAACUGCUGCCAAGAACCUCUAACAUCCAUGACUAAAGAAAAGGAGAAAAAGAAAAAACACAAGCAAAAAGGACAAAAGAAGCCAGUCCGUGAAGGUCAAAAAAGGAGUUACAUCAGCACACCUUCGAACUCAGAUACAGAUAAGGCCCAAACAGAGAAAGGCCUCAUGACACAGAUGAAGGCAACGGUGAAGGGACACAGUGACCCGCAGACUAAGAUCAAAGGUCAGUCCAAAUUCGGGGCAUCUAGAGGGACCAAGAGAACCCAGAAGCACAAGGAGGAAGCAGCUGCAAAGCCAGAGGAGACCAUAGCUUGCUUGCCUGGGGGUGAGGAAGAUCUCAGCACUCUGAUCCAGGAAAGUCUGAGGUGGGCAAGUGUCUUGGAGGACCCUGUGGCUGAACAGCGGAGGAUAGAGAUUUACAAAGCCAAUCGCAGGAAGCGUUACCUGGCCGCACUGCGCAAACCGCCGAGCGACAGCCGCGUAACAGGAGCAGACUGGCCCUGCUCUCAGUGACCAGGUCGGCACAAGCGAAGCACCACUCACAUCGUUCACACUGUCAUCUCUAGGUAGAUUUUCCUUUCAACUGCCUACUUUCAGGGACCUGCUUCUUUUGAGGCUUUUGGAGAUGUUUAUACGUGCUAUGGCUCCAGAGUGAAAUGAGUUGUCAGUCAUUCAUGCCUGACGUUUCUUUGUCACUAAAUAAAACCAAUGUAAUGAUCUGAAAUGUUGAAACCUAGAUAAUUUUGAUAUUUAUAUGUAAUCUUUUGAUGUGGACACAAAAAAUACAAUGUAACCAUACUGAAUUUCUCCAGCAGGAGGUACUGUUACCACACAGACAGUAACACUCUUCAUGAACAAGAUUUUUUAAAUGAAUGAGUAAAUGAAACUUUUUGUUUAUCCUAGAGGGAAAUUCACUUUGGGUGCAGCAGCAUACAAAGUAUA
Messenger RNA from Scleropages formosus (Asian bonytongue), 1547 nucleotides. It is a transcript of the gene liat1, whose product is annotated as ligand of ATE1. The coding region runs from base 558 to 1118 and encodes 186 amino acids. Gene Ontology annotation, biological process: protein arginylation. The record is from RefSeq and is a predicted model, not a curated record. The transcript has 2 exons. NCBI's taxonomy places the organism in Eukaryota, Metazoa, Chordata, Actinopteri, Osteoglossiformes, Osteoglossidae.